This is a messenger RNA of Pararge aegeria (speckled wood butterfly), 2077 nucleotides long. Its product is annotated as internalin I-like. NCBI's taxonomy places the organism in Eukaryota, Metazoa, Arthropoda, Insecta, Lepidoptera, Nymphalidae. Bases 107 to 2077 code for a protein of 656 amino acids. Gene Ontology annotation, molecular function: protein binding. The transcript is spliced from 3 exons. The record is from RefSeq and is a predicted model, not a curated record.
UGUAUAUAUAUAAUACAUACAUAUUUAUCAUAAGUGAUUAUAAUAAGAAAAGGUGCUGAAGUUUCACUGCAAAUAUUUUGACAGGAAUUUGAAGAACAAUUAAAAAAUGUCCUCUACUGGAAUACUCACGUUUAUGUUAAUAUGUGUCGUUUUUACUUUUGUCAGAGCUAUAAAGUUUUAUCAAAAUCCUGAGAGUAGACGUAACCUCUGCGAUGAAAACUAUGAUGACAAAAUAAAGUGUUUUUGCAAUAAAGAUCUUUUCCACCCUGAUUUUAUUGAAACUUUUUGUUUUUUGACCGUGGAUGAAGUGCCAAAUGAGGAUCCAAUAUGGAAUAAUUUUAAAGAUUUGGAAAAUGCUAGUUCAAUAAUUUGGAGCGGUUAUGGAAAAACUGUUGUUAAAUUUAUCCCCACAAAUGCCCUUAUUUACACUAAAGUAUUACUAGAAAUUAUAGUUUUAUAUGGAAAUAUUGACGUUAUCGAACCCUUUGCCUUCGCGAAUUCGACUUCUCUAGAAUUUAUCACACUGAAAGAUAACCAGAUAAUGGUAUUAAAACCUUACGCAUUUGCCCAUCUAAGAAACUUAAUGACAAUAACUAUAGAUAUUAAUCUCAUAAAAGAAAUAAAUGCAGAUGUAUUCAUUGAUUUGCCAUCGCUUGAAAAAAUUUAUCUCUCACAUAAUGAGAUAACAACUAUCCACGACAAAGCGUUUGUGCAUUUGCCGAACUUGAUAGAGCUAGAAAUCAAUCUAAAUAAUUUGUCCAGUCUAAACAGUAAAACGUUUUUAGGCUUAGAAAACUUGCAACAACUUGAUAUAAGUGGCAACAGUUUACAAGUUAUUGACGAUAAUACAUUUGUGCAAUUGAAAAAAUUAUUAACGUUGAAACUAGGAAGGAACAAAAUUCAAAUGCUCGAAAAAAAAGCUUUCGUUGGACUCGUUAACUUAAACUAUUUAUCUUUAGCUGAUAAUAAUCUUAUAGCUAUAGACAAUAAACAAAUAUUUGAAGAAUUACAAUCGAUGACUCAACUGGACUUAAAAGGAAAUAAGCUGCAAACACUUAAAGCUGAAGUCAUGGCCCCAAUAUUCAAUAAUCUAUUAAAAUAUACCAGCAGUUUGUAUUUUCAAGAUAACAGCUUCCUAUGUAAUUGUGAACUGGAAUGGUUUAUGAUUCUGAUGAAAAAUACGCAAAGCACUCAUAUUAAGUCGUCCAUAAACAAUCUUAAAUGCACACCCAGUUCUGAACAAGUGAAAUGGCUUAAAGCUAUAGAAGCAAGGAAACCAACAACCUCAUAUAUUACAUUAUCAGAUAAUACAGAGUUAACUGGACAAAUUUUCUACAGAGACCUGGAAUAUCUUUUGAAUUGUGACACGAAUUUCAAUAACAUGCUACUUAUUACAAUAAACACUAAUCAAUCAACUGACCAAGAACUAGAAGAGUCAACACCUGGAAAUAUUGAUAAAAUAACUAGUCAAGAUCAGUUCGAUUGGUCAAAAGUAUUUUCAACAGGUUUGCUAGAAAUUUUACAAAGUGAUGAAAGUAUUGGUGAAAUAACUAGCCAAGACCUUUCAGACUCAUCGCAGUCUUCAACAGUUGGUACAGACACCUAUCAAAGAAGUGAUGGAAGUAUUGAUAAAAUAACUAGCCAAGGCCUUCUAGACUCAUUACAGGGAUCUUCAACAGUAGGUAUAGACACCUAUCAAAGAAAUGACGGAAGUAUUGAUAAAAUAACUAGCCAAGGACUUUCAGACUCAUCACAGGUAUCUUCAACAGUUAGUAUAGAAACUUCUCAAAGUAAUGAACACAGUUAUGGUGAUACAAAAAGGAACUACACCUCGACAUUGAAUGAACCUGGAGAUAACAUAUUUUAUGACCAAAGCCCGACGUCAUCAGAUCAGACCAGUACCGAAAUCACAGGACACGUGAAAGAUUUCGAUGUAUUUAGUAGUGAAGAACACAAAAACUUUGGAUACGUUUUUACGCUUUUUGCUCUUUUAGGUUUAAGUCUUUUUUUAUUGGUAGCUAUAUUUAUUGAUGUCUUUAUAACAAGGCGUUAUUUUGCGAUCGUCUAUUAUAUAUGA